This is a messenger RNA of Microthlaspi erraticum, 642 nucleotides long. Lineage: Eukaryota; Viridiplantae; Streptophyta; Magnoliopsida; Brassicales; Brassicaceae. The record is from the annotation of a GenBank genome assembly.
AUGGAUUUCAUCAAGACCAGUUCCCUGCGUGCUCUGAUUGAGUUAACUUUCCAACGCAACUGGAAUGGCCUCAUUUGGAUGAGUAGAAAAGGAGUUACAACCAAAAGAGUGAAGACUGUCCAGACGGCUCUAUCGAGAACAGCGCCCAACCGCGCAGUCCGGCUGGCCGAGAACGAAUGUUCCGCGCUCGGCCAAAUCACAUCCGUCCGUCUGAAGUCUCGGCCAAAGUUCCAAACCACCGGCCGAUCACGCAUCACGACCCGGGAAACAUUGUCCCGCGGUCGGCCAAGCCAACGCUCCACCGCGCACGACCGCGCGCGAGCCGGGAACAAGGCCUCGCGGCCGCGCAACCUUCGCGUACCACGGCCGAUGCAUCCGUCCGAGCCGGGAAAGAACGUCCCACGUCCGGCCGAGAAUCAUCGGCCAAAUCUCAUCCGCUCGACCACGCCGGCCGACCGCGAAUCCAUCCGCCCGACCGUUCCGACUCGCCCACGACCCGAUUGUCCGGCCGAUCGUCCCGCACGACCGUCCCAACGCCGCGGUCGACCCGAAGCCCUUUUUGAAGCCCACUUAUGUUUUCAAGCCCGGCUUAACCCUAAGCCGCCUCUAGAAAGACCUAGCACUAUAUAUAUGGAUUUUUAG